AUGAGCAGCACGCCGACACCAAGUGAGGCGUCCGGCAGCCAAACUGGCCUGGUUCCUGCGCUACUGUGCCAGAAAUGUGGUGAAGCCACAAACAUGGCCAGUAGCAGUGCUACUGGCCGAAACCCUCUGUUGCGAGCCUGCAACGGCUGUUGUGCAACGGAGAAGUGGCUGAAUAGAAGCCUGGCCAAGCCCAAGGGCCGAGAUGAAACGGAAGAGGAAAAAGCACGCCGAUUGAACGCACAAAAGAUCAAAGAUGAGCUGAAAGCCAAGACGCCCGAAGACAGGAAGAAGUGGUUUGCAGAACAAAAGCUUUCCCGAGCCCAAGAAGAUCACCGAACAAAGCGAACCUUCAGCUCUGCAGUUGGCCAUGUGGAAGAAAGAAGGAUUGCUUCCUCCUUCAAAGACAAUGUGGAGGUCUACGUACCGUUCAGAACUUGGGCAGCUCAAGAAAUGUCGCUCAAGGUGUACAACACUUUGAAGGAGGCUGAGGGAGGCUGGGAGAAACUCCUAGCAAACCCGGCCACCUUGACCGUGCAGCAGAAUGGCCAGACCUGUGUGAAGCAGUUCCACGGGGUGGAGGUGCGACAACGCGACGGCCACGAGUUCCAGUCAGGACUGAGGCAGAGAAUGGAUAUCUCCGAUGAGAAGGAGCUGGAUGAAUAUUUGGAAGAGAAUGAGAGCCGGCUGAAGCGAGCAAAGAACAGGCUUUCAGUCGAGGCCAAGGCAAACGAGGAAGAAGGUGGUGAGAAAAUCAUCCCUCUGCUUACUGUCCGCAAAGACCUGGGGCAGCUGAAAGAGAUUGAGGAAGCAAGGGAUGCAGAGAUGCAUGCCCAGGCCGCUGCCAUUGCAGAGAGAAAAGCCAGGGAAGCAAAGCAGAAGAAAGACAAAGAAGAGAACCAGGAGAAGUCCCUGCCCCUGGAGAAGCUGGCACUGCAGUCUGCAAAGGGAAAGGCAGUGCAGACCAUGACAAACGUGCUCUUGAGGCUGCAAACAGUUUACAAGACCUUGGAAGAGGAGGCCAACAAGAUCACAGAAAACGAAAGCGAAGACAUCAAGAAGGAGCAGGCUGCCAAGUUCCGGUGUGUGGCCAUUGCCAUGCAGACCCUGGAAACCGCCAUCAAUGAGAAGGACAAAAGUUGGGAGCAUGAGACAAGCACACACCAGACUGCGGACCAGCUGGCGGCCCUGAGGCAGCAAAUCACCGAGGCGACCAAAAACUUCCACACAACCUCUGAGGAGUGCAAGGCAGCGAGAGACACGGUCACGGAUGUGAGGUGCUGGCUGAACAGCACAAAAAAGGCAAUCCGCGACGCAGAGAAAGCAGCCCAGAAAACAGCUGCUGGGAAGAAGAUAGCCAAAGUUGCUGCCAGCAACACCCUGGAGCAGCUGGGCAUGGCCUUGGCCAAGGACUGCAGCGGCAUGACAGAGUCAUGUGGCAACAUGUCCUACAGCCUCAAUGUCCAGCAGAUCUUGGCGGGAGGCCCGCCCUGUGUCCUGGACACGAAUCGCAGCCAGCAGCUGCGAGAUGCGGUUUUUAAGCUGGACUACUACAAGUUGCAGAAGACAUGGGUGGCAGAGAAGAUGAAGUUCGUGCAGGGCAGCAGUUGCUCCGCCAUCGUGUCCAAGAAAGCUGUGGCCGGCAGGCUGGCCCAGUUCUUGCAGAGGUCUUGGCCCGACAUCCUGGGCGAUGACCCACUGCGAGGAAUUCCUGCCGAGGCACAGGACCAUUUCGUGAUUCAGUUCGCCCAGAGGCACAGCAACACCGGAAGUAUCUAUGCGCGAACAGAGAUGAAUUGCCCAAUGUUGCUGAUUCUCUUGGAGGGGGAGUUGGCAGUUGGAGGGUUCCGUCCUGAGAGGCUGGGUGGCAAGACCCUAGCCGAGGAAGUGAAAAAGUUGGAAAGCAUGACAGCUACACAGAUCCGACUGGAAGCGGAAAAUCAUGGCUGGAUUUCCAGGCUGAAGCCUGGAGCAAGCAUUGUGAUUCCGUCCAACUGCGUGUGGUUUGAACUUUCGGGGGACGAUGACGAGAAUCACAGCAUUCGCCAAGUGCUUGGACGAGAGGCCUUCACACCUGCAAUGCUCCAGUGGCUGCAGCAGAUGGACAAGGAGGGUAGCCUGGCACAGAACGAGGCCUUGGUGAAGCUCAGUGCCUUCCUUCAGUCACAGGCUCAGGCAGCGUGA
This is a messenger RNA of Symbiodinium natans, 2181 nucleotides long. Lineage: Eukaryota; Dinophyceae; Suessiales; Symbiodiniaceae. The record is from the annotation of a GenBank genome assembly.